CUAUGGAUGGUUACCGUUUUUCAGUGGCAAUGUUUCCAAUUAAUGAUAAAAAUAAGGACAAAAUCCAACAGCUGUAUGCUGCUGAGAAGAGGGAGCAUGAUGUCAUUGCUAGAAUCUCUCGUUAUGCCUCUUUGGAACUACGUGAUCUGAAAAGUCUGUGCCCACCUGAUCUCUUGAAAGACACCAGUAGCCAACUGAUGCCAUGGCUAUAUGACAAUACUGUAAAUUGUCGGAUUGCACAAAUUGCCUCAGAAAAUCAGAAUGUUGCAGCCUUGACGACUGACACAUUCAUUUUGUGGUACAGGGACUGGCUGGCUUCAAGAAAAAUUCCUGAUUCACAUCUGAAAAUUCUUGAGAAUGAUACACAGAAAACACUUCUACCAAGAAUUGUUGGCACGGAUCGGACACCAGAGACAGGAUGUCACUUCAUUCUUUGGGUUUUUGACAAGAUGGAAAAACAAAUAAAGAUUUAUGACAACACAGGACGUUACAUGAACAUUUCACCCCCAGAUAUGGACAAUCUGAAAGAUGCCUAUAGAAAUGUAGACUCCCUGGAUGGGUGGACUGUGUGCAAUCCACAGCAAUGGCGAAGAAAUGAUGGAAACAACUGUGGUGUUUUUGUUUGCACAAUGGCAGAGAUGGAAGCAAAAGGUCUCAAAAUGUCUCCUGAGUUGCUUCACACUGACCAGCUGAUUCAUCUUCGACUUUACCAUGCCUCCUGUUUGGUUGAAAAUCUACAAACGGAGGACUUUCAACUAAAGAACACGUCUAAAACUAAAAACAGAUGUAUAGCCCAAAACCUUGGUGUUUGCAUAUUUCAAGAAAUCCAGCAAAAAACCAUGCAUCCAGAUGUCAAAACACUGCAAUGGAUUCAGUGUGACAGUUGUAACAAAUGGUUGCACAGUGACUGUGCUGGCACUGAUCCAACAAUGGUCACAGCGGACAUGCCAUUCAACUGUGGAUGUGACAUUGAUCAGUCAUAUCCUUAUGAUAAAACACUAUCAAUAUUGAAGCAGGGAUUGGUGGUGGACACUGUAAUGACAGACCAGGACAUUAUGGAAAACAAGACGAAUAUCACCAAUAACUGAAUAAAUGUGACUUCCCUUUUGUGAAGUGCUAAUUUGCAUAUGCAGUGUCUCACUGACAUUUACAAGCUGUUGGAAUUUUCUAGAAGUUUA
This is a messenger RNA of Onychostoma macrolepis, 1178 nucleotides long. RefSeq lists its product as uncharacterized. Bases 3 to 1088 code for a protein of 361 amino acids. The record is from RefSeq and is a predicted model, not a curated record. NCBI's taxonomy places the organism in Eukaryota, Metazoa, Chordata, Actinopteri, Cypriniformes, Cyprinidae. The transcript is spliced from 11 exons.